CGACGUUGACAGAUUAUAAUUGAAUUGUUAAAAAUAAAUUAUUUAAAUGCCCUUAUAUACUAGAAUAAUACUUAAUCGCAAUAAAGCAAGAUUUACCAAAAUUCAAAAUCACGAAGUGAGUUUUUUCUACAGUGUAUAUACUCGUACAUAUUAUGGCGUAUCCCAAAAAAUUGACAUUAUCAUACAUAUUUAACAUUUUAGUUUAAAAGUAACUAAACAUUUUAUUAUAAAUAACAAAACAACUUAGUACUUGGUUGUUUUAUUAGACUUGCGAAGUGUAAAAGAAGGCUAAAAAGACGGUUAUACACCAGGCGAUCAUAACCGAGUACGUGUGACAAGGACGUGGUGUACUGAACAAGGAUCACAACAGUACAAUCAUUGCGGUCUGUGAUUGAUAAGCGUGUGAGUACGUAUUUUUAAGAAACAGAUAGCGCCUCAUCAUAUUGCGUUCUCUUUCAUUUGGCACAACGUCACGUGCUCUGACCAAUUGCAACAUACCGGUUUCCUCCACACAGCGGACACACGUAGGCAUUACGUAUUUGUUUAGCCCAAGUUUUUAAUCACAUUUUAUUUAUAUCCAUAAAUUACAUAAUUAAUUUGGACAUGUCAAUGAAGCGGACUCCACCUAAGGCCAUGAAGAAGAUUCAUGACAACAUGUCUAAUGUGGAUCAAUACUCGGAUACUGCCUCUGAUAUAUUACUAUCCGAUAAAGAUACAGAAAAUUCACAAUAUUAUUCACGUAGAAAUAAACGCAAACAUGGCGAUACAUCGUUGACCGAGCUUAAGGAAAUGUUAAUGGAUCUAAAAUUACAGCAAAAUGAAAAAUUCUCAUCAUUUCAAAAUGAUAUUUUGUCUAUUGGACAACAAUAUUCCGAAAUUCAAAAAUCUCUUGAGUUUAUGUCGGCCAAAUACGACGACGUGUUGGUUAAAUUAGACAAAGUUCAACAAGAAAACAAGGAUUAUAAAACUCGUAUUCAUAUGUUGGAAAAUAAGAUUGAUUUACUGGAAUGUUCAAGCAGGACGGCUACUAUGGAGUUGAGAAACCUCCCUUUGCUCAAAACUGAAAAUAAGACUACUUUAAGUGCAAUCGUUUGUAAACUAAGUGAAGUGAUUAACCAACCUGUCCAAGUGAACCAAAUACGUGACAUUUAUAGAGUGAAAUCGCAAUCACAGAAAAUAAGUCCUAUAAUUGUCGAAUUUAUAAACGUCUGCACCAAAGAAAAUAUGAUAAGAUCCGCCAUAUCCUAUAAUAAAUGCAACAAGGAACAUAAGCUGAAUUCAAGCAACUUAUUAAUUGAUGGGCCUCCAAGGCCUAUUUAUCUAACAGAUUCUUUAUCGUCUAAAAAUAGGCGACUAUACUUUUUAUCAAGAGAAUUCGCAAGGAAACAUGGUUGCGUUGGUUGCUGGACGUCGUAUGGGAAAGUCUACUUAAAGAUAAAAGAAGAUAUGCCUCCAAUCCGCAUAAAACAUGAGGAAGAUCUCGAAAAAUUAUUUAAAUGACUAGCCAUGUUUUGCUUUCUGUUGUUUCCGUUGUGUCCUUGUUACCAUGAAAACGAUUUUGCUCAAAUAAUUUUAUUAACCUUAAACAAACUUUCUUUUACACAUGCACAUCUUAUACACCCAAUUUACACACAUAAUACAUUUGAUAUUCCCCAAUGCAUUAUUUCAGUAAUAUAUAAAAUAAAAAAGUUACACAGUGAAUUAAAUUACAUUGAUAUAUAUAACCAUCAAUUUGUUGUGAUCAUGAUAGUGCUGUUGAAUGUACCCACAUUAUUAUUUGCUAUUAAAUAUCGGAAUAGGAAAAGACUUUAUUUAUGUGUUUCCUUUUCGUGGCCUAAUGCAAAAUUCUUUUACAUUUUUAAACUAUUUUAUUAUAAUGGAAGUGAAUGGAACAGGUAUAAACUCAAUUUUAUCAACGUCUAUAGUAUUUGUAGACGUAUGUUUUACUACCCUGUUUACAAACAACAACUUUAUGUUUUGAACCUCAUUAAUGAUUUUGUUGUAGAUUUAAUAUUUAUGUAGUGAAUGACUUGUAGAUUUAAUAUUUAUUAUAACCAAAAGGCGCGGUUUCUGACAUCAUAAAUUCUGAAUUAGACGACUUUUCCAUUGCUACCUCAUCCAUCUGUGAUAUUGACAAUUGUAAACAAUUAAUAUCGAACACCCACAUGUCUUUCAAAAUUUUGCAUCAAAAUAUAAGAAGUAUAACAAAGAAUAUGCCGGAAUUACAUACAAUUAUAAGAAGAACAAAAAUAGAUUGGGAUAUAUUUAUUUUAACCGAAUGUUGGCUUCCGUCUUCACAUUUUAUUCCUUCCAUUGAGGGGUACUGUUGUGAGACUACAGUUAAAAAUUAUACACAAAAUGAGGGUGUAGUUAUUUACUAUAAAAAUGUGUAUAAUUUUAGAGUGGAGGAACCUAUAUUGAACGAUGCAAAUUGUCUUAUAUUGCAUGUCAACAAUGAUACAAUUUUAAUAGCUAUUUAUAGACCUUACGGAUAUAGGAAUUUAACCAAUUUUUUCAAUUCAUUCGACAUGUUACUGAGCAAAUAUAAAAAUUAUAGGAAUAUAAUAACUAUCGGUGAUAUAAACAUCGACAUUAAACCAAACAACACUGACUCGAACUCAUCCACUUAUUUAGAUUUGUUGGCAAUACAUGGCAUGUUACCAGGACAUACCAUACCUACACAUAAUAAAACUUGUCUAGAUCACAUUAUUUUGAAAACCAGACUUAAGGCUCACUGUUAUGUAUCUGAAACUUCUUUGACCGACCACGAUACAUUAAUUUUAAUAAUUGAUAAGAACAUUUAUCCUAAAACACUACCCGCUCCGACUAUUAAAAAAAUCAACUACGAAAGAAUUGACGGCGAGAUUUC
Molecule: messenger RNA, 2869 nt
Organism: Diatraea saccharalis (sugarcane borer)
Lineage: Eukaryota; Metazoa; Arthropoda; Insecta; Lepidoptera; Crambidae
Source: the annotation of a GenBank genome assembly